Pieris macdunnoughi is the source of this 1623-nucleotide messenger RNA. NCBI's taxonomy places the organism in Eukaryota, Metazoa, Arthropoda, Insecta, Lepidoptera, Pieridae. The record is from the annotation of a GenBank genome assembly.
AUGGUGUUCACAUUAUUCGGAUAUGUGGUCUACUUUCAACCAAAGUUCCGUGUCGUUAGAAUAGAAAGUGAUGGAGCCCACGAGGCUAUGCUGUCUCAAAACCAGACGCCAAAGGCCGUCAAAAGUAAAGAGGCUAAGAGUUCUGAGGAAUAUGAAGCGCUGCAGAGUUUCCUUCGCAGCAUCAGCUCGACAGCUACACUGCCGCCCUAUGUAAAGGGCGAGACGUACUCCUCUGUACGAGGAGUUUUUAACCAGUGCCUUAUAACAUGUGCAGUACUAAUAUUGGCCGCGGGUGCAGGACAUCCCAUCGGCUUCUCCGCUGUUGCAUUACCUCAGCUACGUAAUGAGAAUUCUACACUCAGGAUAGAUGAUGACAUGGGAUCGUGGAUUGCCAGUAUUCAUUCUGCAGCAACACCGCUAGGCUCAAUGUUGUCCGGACCAAUAAUGGAGGCCAUAGGUAGACGACGGACUUUGCAAACUUCCACUUUACCACUAGUUAUUGGAUGGAUUCUCAUAGGGACAGCAUCUCAUCACGCACUUUUGCUGUUGGGACGAGUCGUUUGUGGAUUUGCUGUUGGUAUUAUGGCAGCACCUUCACAAGUAUACCUAGGAGAAAUAUCAGAGCCAAGACUGAGAGGCUUGCUAAUAGGAACUCCAUUUGUGGCGUAUUCCCUAGGAGUGCUCUAUGUGUAUGCCCUCGGGGGUGCCCUUGAAUGGAGACAAGUGGCCUAUCUCUCAAUAUUACUGCCUGUUUUAGCCUUCGUGGCUUUAUGCUUCUCACCAGAAAGUCCAACUUGGUUGGCACGACGAGGGCGCUUCCAUGAGGCAAUGGCAGCAAUGUCAAGGCUAAGAGGAGACUCAGAUACGGCACAAAGAGAACUUCAUGAAUUAAUAUCGGCCCGGGAAAAAGAAAAGGCUCGAGGUGAGGAGACAAUACCUUUCUUCGCGACUGUACUACGUCCUCCAGUCUUGAAGCCGCUGUUGCUUAUCAAUGCAUUCAACAUGAUGCAAAUCCUCUCUGGCAGUUACGUGGUGAUAUUCUACGCGGUUGACAUCGUAAAGGACUCUGGAGGAUCUCUGAGUCCACAUCUGGCUGCCAACGCAAGUGCCCUAGUCAGGCUCGCAGUGACUGUUUUAGCGUGUGUGAUGCUACUUAAAGUAACGAGGAGAGCACUUGUCCUAGUGUCAGGGAUUGGAGCAACUGCGUGUACCCUGAGUCUAGCCUUCCUUUUAUCUCAAGGACCGGGCAGCGGCGUGGUCCCUCCAGCCCUUAUUCUCGGAUACGUGGCAUUUAACACCCUAGGUUUCUUCCUCCUACCAGGUCUUAUGAUCGGGGAACUGUUACCGACAAAGGUCCGUGGACUCUGCGGAGGUUACAUUUUCUGUCUUUUCAAUGCAGUCCUCUUCGGCUUCACAAAACUUUACCCGGUUAUGAAAAACGUUAUAGGCAUGGCUGGAGUCUUCGGCUUGUUCGGAGCUUCGUCCGCACUAGCCACAAUUGUACUCUUCCUACUUCUUCCAGAGACAAAAGGAAAAUCCUUAAUACAAAUAGAACAGUAUUACCAAAAACCAAACAUUCUAUGGGUUACCAGAAAUAAAAUGGACAAUGGGCAGAGCAUCUAA